AUGGCCACGCUAGAGACACUGCCCGUUCUUAGUGACCCAACCUACCCCAGCCCGGAGAACUUCCACGGUUUUGCUCCCCAGCCAUCCCAACCCACCUCCCAGAGCACCAUGGGGAGCGUGGGCAGCGGAGUCGCCAACGAUCAAGAGUUUGCCAUGAAGAGCGUGGGGACCCGGACACAGAGCAGCAGCCGGCAGACAGAGGGCUCUCGCAACGGGUACUCCACACGGGAGAUCUCCAACCGCUACUCCGGAGAGGAGAAGACAUACAGGUCGGAGAAGGUCUCCAAUUCCCUCUACAUCAACGGCGACCUGCGCAAGAGUGAGAAGGUGAAGAUGGACAUCUGUGGGAAUGUGACCACCAACAACGAGAAGAACAUGCCGCCUCCUCCACAAUACCGAGAGCCCAGUAACCCACCAAAGAUAUUGCCAAUCUCCGGCAAACUAGACCAGAGCAAUGAGCCCUUAGUUAGACCCUCAGCCUUUAAACCAGUAGUUCCUAAAAACUUCCAUUCCAUGCAGAACCUCUGCCCGCCGCAGAGCAACGGGGUGACAGAGAACAGAAAGAGCUUGAACCAUGCCAACAGCAAUAGCCCGUCCGCACCCAAAACUGGACUUGACAAGAGCAGCCUUAACAGGACUACAAACCAAGUGGGGGGCCUUUCCGAUUCAGGCCGUAACUCGUUAACGAGCCUGCCCACGUACGGGACAGGCUACAGCCAGCACGUGGGUCCAAUGAGCGCCUCCACGAGCCACAUCAACCGCAUUGGUACAACCUACGUGGACAAGAACAUCGUGGGAUACAACGGGAUAUCUACCUCAGACAGUGGGCGGUCUUCGAGCAAGAGCACCUCUUCGUUCAGCAGACUGAACCAUCUCAACGAAACAAUGCCUUUCCACUCGCCUUCAACGGAUGACAUCAUCCAAGACCUGGAAGAUCGGCUGUGGGAGAAGGAGCAGGAGGUGCUCCAGAUGCGAAGGAACUUGGACAAAAGCGAGGCAGCCAUUUUCCAAGUGUUCGAGGAGAAGCAGAAGAUCUGGGAGAGGGAAAUGGAGGACCUGAGGCAAAACUAUGCCAACAAAUUGCAACAGGUCUCCAAAAAGGCGCAGCGGGCUCAACAGGCCUUGCAGCUCCAAAUCUUCAAGCUCCAGCAAGAGAAAAAAAAACUCCAAGAUGAUAUGGGACAACUUCUCCAGCAAAGAGAGGAGCUGGAGAAAAAAUUUGUGGCUUUCAAGAAGGAACAGGCUGAGUUUCUCCCAAAGAUUGAAGAGACCAAGUGGGAGGUGUGCCAGAAGGCAGGUGAGAUCUCCCUGCUCAAGCAGCAGCUGAAGGACUCCCAAGCGGACGUCUCCCAGAAGCUGAACGAGAUCGUGGGACUGCGGACACAGCUUAAGGAAGGUAAGAACUUCCUACGGGAGAAGGAGGAGCAGAUCCUCACCCUGAAGGACUCCUACAGCUCCAAGAGCGUCAACCUGGAGAUCUGCGAGAGCGAGCUGCAGCGGAAGAUGAGCGAGGUCCAGGUGCUGAGGGAAAAACUGAACCACUGUGAGCUGGAGGUCUCCGGCCUGAAGCGGACACUUGCCAGCAUGGGACCUCCGGGGCCUUUUGGUGGGGACCUUGGUGAGAAGCUGCGGGACCCGCUGGCCUGCGAGAGCGACGAAGCCAAGAUGCAGCGGCAGAGCGAGGACAGCGUCAACACGCUGCGGAAGGAGGUGGAGCGGCUCCAGACGGAGCUGAAGCUGGAGCGGCAGCAGCGGGAGCAGCAGGUGAUGGACUUUGAGGAGGAGCGGCGCACAUGGCAAGAAGAGAAAGAGAAAGUCAUCAAGUACCAGAAACAGCUACAACUGAACUACGUGGAGAUGUACCAGAAGAAUCAGCUCCUGGAGCACAAGGUGAACGAAAUGAACACGAAGGCCACCAGCCCCCCGCACACCGAGGAGAAAAAAACAUGGACUCCCUCCAGACUCGAGCGAAUAGAGUCCACCGAGAUCUGA
Molecule: messenger RNA, 1992 nt
Organism: Gavia stellata (red-throated loon)
Lineage: Eukaryota; Metazoa; Chordata; Aves; Gaviiformes; Gaviidae
Gene: LZTS3
Product: leucine zipper tumor suppressor family member 3
Exons: 3
Coding region: 1-1992 (663 amino acids)
Biological process (GO): regulation of dendritic spine morphogenesis
Cellular component (GO): dendritic spine
Source: RefSeq, a predicted model, not a curated record